Molecule: messenger RNA, 475 nt
Organism: Mucor mucedo
Lineage: Eukaryota; Fungi; Mucoromycota; Mucoromycetes; Mucorales; Mucoraceae
Exons: 1
Coding region: 60-371 (103 amino acids)
Biological process (GO): nucleosome assembly
Cellular component (GO): nucleosome
Molecular function (GO): DNA binding; structural constituent of chromatin; protein heterodimerization activity
Source: RefSeq, a predicted model, not a curated record
UUUUUUUUUUUUUUUUUUUUUCUCUCUUCUUCUUCUUGUUCAAUUAACAUAAUUUAAAUAUGACUGGUCGUGGAAAAGGUGGUAAAGGACUCGGAAAGGGAGGAGCUAAGCGUCACAGAAAGAUUCUUCGUGACAACAUUCAAGGUAUUACUAAGCCUGCUAUUCGUCGUCUCGCUCGUCGUGGUGGUGUCAAGCGUAUCUCUGGUUUGAUCUACGAAGAAACUCGUGGUGUCCUCAAGGUCUUCCUUGAAAAUGUCAUUCGUGAUGCCGUCACUUAUACUGAACAUGCCAAGAGAAAGACUGUCACCUCUUUGGAUGUCGUUUAUGCUCUCAAGAGACAAGGUCGUACUCUUUACGGUUUCGGUGGAUAAAUUUCAUCUCUUUUUUUCUUCCUCCCCCUUUUUUUUUUUUAUUAUUAUAAUCAAAAAAAAAAUAUCCCCAAAACAUCAUUACUUCUAUUCAAAAAAUAAAGCAU